AUGGAAGCUUCAACUCCAUUCUCAAACAUUCCUAAUGAAAUCAUUCCGCAUAUACUUUUGCAGUUGCCGAUGAAGGCUGUGAUCCGGUGCCAGUGUGUCUGUAAACAAUGGCGUUCGUUGAUAGACGACUCAGAUUUCAAGCUCUCGUAUUGUGGACAACGACGAGUGAUAAUCCUCUCCCUCGAUUCCAAAAGCCAGGAUUAUAAUUGGAAUUUCAGAUUCUUAUUAGUUAGAUCCACAAGCCAUGAUUCUGGUCUUCAAAGGCAUGAAUUGCCGUUCGGAGAGGCUGCUUAUCCAUUGAUUAAUCGUGCAAGUGACGAAUACCCUGUAAGUUCUUUGUGUUCUUGCAACGGGAUUGUGCUUUUGAUGGCUAAGAGAGAUAUUUUGUUGUGGAACCCGUCCACCAGGUGUUCGACAAAAGUGCUCGAGUCGCCAUAUCCGGAGAAGUCAAAUUCGGUUCUCCUUGGAGGGCUUUGCUACGACUCCUGCACAAGAGAUUACAAGGCCGUCCUAUCAAUUCGCCCCCUAAUAGGGCCAGGGCCGCUGGAUCGUGAAUUUGGCAAUCCAUUUGUCAUCUCUACAAGCCUCAACCACGAAGAGUGGCGACCAGUGCAGUUCCCUUAUAACUUGGAUUCUACCAGAGGCGGUGUGGAAUUUCACAAUACAUUUCACUGGUGGGCAAGUGACAUAGAGAAUUGGCAUUCGAAUAUGGAUUACUUCUCGGGAGGCAAUAGGAAUAGGAUUGUAUAUUUUGAUCCUGUGUGUGAUGAAUUUAAAAUCUUGCCCACUCCCGAACUGAGACAAAAUUUUCCCAUAGUCGGGUUGGGGGUUAUAGAUGACUGUUUAUCCAUAGCAUGCACGGUUCACAAACAGAAAAAUUCAAUACCCAUAACAAUCCAAGUAUUGAUUAUGAAGGAAUAUGGCAUUCAAGAAUCAUGGAUGACUGCAUUUGCUGUCCAAAUUAAUACUCAAUAUCCAUAUACUAUUGCGAGUUAUGGAUUAACAUUCUAUUCUCAGAAAAACAAUGCACAAGAAGUAUUAUUCCUUCAUGCUAUGAAUUGGUCCGAGGGGAAAGUAUAUGUUUAUGAUCGAAAAAAAGAUGAACUGAGGGAAGUGCCUUUGGAUUUCCCAAAGAACGACUCAGGUCGUCGUGGUAUAUGGUGUGUUAGUAUGUGUUUCUACGUUGAGAGUCUUGCUUCCUUGCCACUGCAGCCACAUAUGAUUAAUUAA
This is a messenger RNA of Ipomoea triloba (trilobed morning glory), 1230 nucleotides long. Its product is annotated as F-box/kelch-repeat protein At3g23880-like. Gene Ontology annotation, molecular function: protein binding. The coding region runs from base 1 to 1230 and encodes 409 amino acids. NCBI's taxonomy places the organism in Eukaryota, Viridiplantae, Streptophyta, Magnoliopsida, Solanales, Convolvulaceae. The record is from RefSeq and is a predicted model, not a curated record. The transcript has a single exon.